AUGGCCCUGAUGGAUGACAAGAUCGCUCAGCCCGACCCGGAGACAACCCCAUCAACAAUCACACACGCCAAAGACUGGCUCUCAACCCACGACCCAGCAAACCCAAGGAAUUUCUCCCUGGCGCGCAAAACCUACUCCAUCACAGCCGUGACACUGCUAGCCUUCGUCACGACCUUCGCCGCCUCAAUCUACAGCCCGGGCGCCCCAGAAGUGGCCAAACUCUUCAAUGUCUCCGACGAAGUCGCCAUCUUACCACUAUCCCUCUACAACCUAGGCCUAGCAUUCGGCCCCCUCAUCGGCUCACCUUUGAGCGAAACAAGUGGUCGAAAAAUCGUCCUGCUGAUCAACACACCACUCUUCGCGCUCUUCACUCUCGGCGCGGGACUCGCGAAGAAUAUCGAAACCUUGAUCAUAUGUCGCUUCUUCGCAGGCGUCUUCGCGGCUCCAGCUGUCGGCAAUGCGUCCGCAACCUUGACGGAUUAUGCUGCUAGUCAGUACCGCGGGAUCUCGUUCGCGUUCUACUACUCCAUGCCGACGUUUGGAGCGUACGUGGGACCGCUGAUCGGUGGAUUUGUGACUCAAAACAAGGGUUGGAGGUGGACGCAGUGGGUGACGAUCAUCUUCUUGCUGGCGUUUUAUCUCCCGAUCCUGUUCAUUCGGGAGUCGUACAAGAAGACCAUCCUACGGCGGCGGGCGAAGAAGUUGGGGGUGGAGGGGCCGCCGACGAUCCCACGAUCGCUGCCGGCGAACGUGCGGUAUUUCGCUACCACGCUGGUCUUCAGGCCGGUACACAUGCUGCUGACGGAGCCGAUCGUGACGCUGGUCUGUCUCUACAACGGCUUCCUCUUCGGCCUAAUGUACACCUUCGUCAUCGCCUCUCCAUGGGUCUACGAACACUACUACCACUUCUCCACCACCAGCCAAAGCCUCUCCUUCCUAGGCCUCAUAAUCGGCACGGGAACCGCACCAAUCCCUCUCCUCCUACUAGACUACUUCGUCUACCAACCGCAACUCCGGAAGUUCCGCAAACAAAAACCAUCCGAAGACGAUCAAUUCCCGCCAGAAAACCGCCUCGUACCCGCCUUAAUCGGCUCCUUCGGCCUUCCCAUCUCGCUCUUCAUCUUCGCUUGGACGGCCCGCCCUGAAAUUCACUGGAUCGUGCCCAUCAUUUUCCAAUGCACGAUCGCCUCCUCCAGUCUCCUGAUCUACGCCUCAUCAAACCUCUUCAUGAUGGACGCCUAUGGCCCCUUAUACGGCGCCUCGGCGGCCGGAGCAGCGAUGCUAUCCCGGUAUUUGAUGAGUACAGUGUUCCCGUUGUUCAGUCUGCAGAUGUACAAAGCGCUGGGCGUGGGAUGGGCGACUAGUCUGCUCGGGUUUUGCACGUUGGCUAUGGCGCCUAUACCGUGGUUGUUCUGGAAGUGUGGGGCGGGGUUGAGGAAGCGGUCGAAGUAUGAGACUAGUUCAUGA
This is a messenger RNA of Recurvomyces mirabilis, 1467 nucleotides long. RefSeq lists its product as uncharacterized. Gene Ontology annotation, biological process: spermidine transport; transmembrane transport; spermine transport. Bases 1 to 1467 code for a protein of 488 amino acids. NCBI's taxonomy places the organism in Eukaryota, Fungi, Ascomycota, Dothideomycetes, Mycosphaerellales, Teratosphaeriaceae. Gene Ontology annotation, cellular component: plasma membrane. The transcript has a single exon. Gene Ontology annotation, molecular function: spermidine transmembrane transporter activity; spermine transmembrane transporter activity. The record is from RefSeq and is a predicted model, not a curated record.